AUGGUGAACAGUGGAACUGGUAGUGUACCAACUCUGUCACCUUCAUUGCGAUCGAUCAUUGAGCGUGAAAAACUCAAUGGGGCGAACUUCCUUGACUGGUGCUGCUACUUGAGAAUUGUUCUCAGAAGCGAAGAUAAGGAGUACGUCCUCCACGAACCGUUCGUCGAUGAGGAGCCACCGAAUAAUGCACCAUGGGUUGUCAAUGAUGCUUACUUGAAGUAUAAGAAAGACAACCGUGAUGUAAGCUGCCUUAUGCUUGGAAUAAUGACUCCCGACCUGAUCAAACAGUUUGAUGGUCUGGACGCUUGGAUGAUAAUGGAUCAACUCAAGCUCAUGUUCGAAGAGAAAGCCCGCUCUGAGAGGUUCAAGGUUAUGUGUAGCCUUUUAGACUAUAAGCUGGCUAACGGGUGUCCUAUCGGUCCGCAUGUUCUCAAAAUGAAGAGUCAUUUUGAUGAUCUCGAACGACUUGGCGCUAAGAUGCAUAAGGAGCUUGCGGAGGACAUGGUCCUCCAUUCUCUUCCUGAUAGUUUUUGA
Messenger RNA from Tarenaya hassleriana, 534 nucleotides. RefSeq lists its product as uncharacterized. The coding region runs from base 1 to 534 and encodes 177 amino acids. Lineage: Eukaryota; Viridiplantae; Streptophyta; Magnoliopsida; Brassicales; Cleomaceae. The record is from RefSeq and is a predicted model, not a curated record. The transcript has a single exon.